Funneliformis geosporum is the source of this 606-nucleotide messenger RNA. NCBI's taxonomy places the organism in Eukaryota, Fungi, Glomeromycota, Glomeromycetes, Glomerales, Glomeraceae. The record is from the annotation of a GenBank genome assembly.
AUGAUAAAACCUACUCAGCAAGAAUUAAAGCAAGCUUAUCAAAUAGUCAGCCAAGAUUUAGUUCAUAACCUCGCUAAAAUCAAAGAUGGUGAAGGAAUUCGCCUCAAUAAUUUCGGAACUUUUGUCAAGACUCCGGCACUUUGCAUCGGACUAUAUUUUUAUGGUUCGGCAGCCAAACAAAACAGUUAUCUGAAACAUUUACCCACUAUCGGAGGUUUAGCCUUCGGUUUAAACACCCUACCUAAUAACCAAAAUCAAACCCAACCUAAUUCGCCCGCUCAGCCUCCCUUUUCUUCUGGCCUAAUGCAAAUAGUGGGAGCAGUUUUACCUGCUUUACUGGAACAUUUUACCGGACAAAAGAUGAAUACGAAUGGCAAUGGUGCGGAAAUGCAACUGGUUUUUUCACAAUUACUAAAUGUGCAACAGCAAAUAUUAACUACCCAGCAAGCCUUUAAUCAAAGACUAACUGCCUUAGAAAGCAAUGCUUCCCAACAACUAAAUAAUUUAACCCAGCAAGUCCAAAGUAUUAAAUCUAUUCGUCUCUCCCAAGAGAAAAAACAAAUUGAUUUUAAUUUACAGUCGGAAAAUGAAUCUAAUCAAUACUAA